AUGUUGCUAAGACCGCUCAUUCAUAUCUAUGAUGACACGUUGUACUUGAUUCAGAGGAAGAGGUUCGAUAUGGCAAAGGGGUUGACCAGGUUGAUACCGAGUACCUACUGCUGGUGCUAUGCCAUGAGCUUCUGCCUGUUCGCCCUUCAAUUCUUAUACAGAUACGUAGCGGUUUGCAAACCCCAAUACGUCACCUAUUUCACGGGCGGUUACUUCUACUACUGGUUGGCACUUAUCCUGUCACUUGCCACUAGCUGGGGACUCACUGCCGCUUUCAUGUUCCCCCAGACAAAUCGAACCACGGAAAGUUUUCUAUAUGUUAUCAAGAACUCGUAUGAUUUGAAUCCGUAUUGGACGGAUUACGUGGCGUAUAAAUAUUUCGACACCGACGAGAAUCAUGUCCGAUGGGUAAAUGUGCUCAGCUUGUUUGGCGUCUUACAACACGGUCUUGUUAUAAGUCUCAGCUUCGGCACCCUAUUCUACUGUGGUAUCAAGACAUACUUCUACAUUAAGGAGCACGCAGGGAUGUCGGCGAAAACCCGCAAUUUCCAACUUCAGCUUUUCCGGGCGCUUGUGGUGCAGACCUGCCUCUCAAUGUUCAUGAUGUACAUCCCAAUCGGAUUCAUGUUCUCCUGCCCGUAUUUUGACUUACAACUCGGCGCGAUCACUAAUUAUCAGACAGUUAUGGCGCAACUCUAUCCUGGCAUUGAUCCAUUUGUGGUGUUGCUUAUUAUAGAUUCCUACAGGAAGACUAUUCUUUCGAAAUUCUGCCCGCGGUUUAUCUACGCUCGGAGUGAAACAUCUGUGUAUAAUUUAUCCACAAGUAUCAAUUUGGUGAAGGUCAAGCCAUCCCUGACGUCGAGUGUGUUGAUAUUAAACAUAUGA
Molecule: messenger RNA, 885 nt
Organism: Caenorhabditis remanei
Lineage: Eukaryota; Metazoa; Nematoda; Chromadorea; Rhabditida; Rhabditidae
Exons: 7
Coding region: 1-885 (294 amino acids)
Biological process (GO): olfactory behavior; G protein-coupled receptor signaling pathway
Molecular function (GO): G protein-coupled olfactory receptor activity
Source: RefSeq, a predicted model, not a curated record